GGAACGUCUAGUUUGCUCAAACCGAUUAAAGUUAGAAUCUCUAUGAUUUCUCUUCAUCGCCUGUUUAACUACAGAACAGAAACACGUAUUGGUUACUGAGGCAGGAAAACUGUUAUGUGGUGAAAAUCGAAACCAAUGGAAGCAAUUUCCUGUCUUUUGAGGAACAGUGAUUCCAGGAAACAGAGAUGUCUCAAGAAGUUUCUGCUCUGGGUCUUAGCAACACGAUUUUGUUUUUAAAGAAGAAAGCCAUAUUCAGUAUAGGAGUUAAUUAGGGCUAUAGAAAACAAAAACAAAAAAACAACAACUGACGAUUACUAACCAAGAGUGUUUAGUGCUUUCACAACAGUUUUUAAUUUUUGUUUUGUGGUUUUAGACGUGACACAUUGUCCAUAUACUCAUGGGUUAUUAAUAAUUUCAAAGGAACGAACACUAAUGUUAGAAUGGUUAGAUAGCUCUGCAACCAGAACAUGGUUGCUCAAAUAGUUUCUCUCUUGUGGACUAUGCAUAAAAAAGGGUCAUCAUUUUCGUCAUCAAUCAUAUAGGUGACCGAUUUAGGGUUCUGUUAAAUAUAUGUCUUUUUUGGAUUCUACUUCACUUAGUAGAGACAGUUUAGCAUUCACACAUUUUGCCGGAUAAUUCCUAAAACAACAAUUGAGCAUUUUUUUAAAUGUUAUCAAAGUUUGUUAUUUUACCGUUAAAGAAAUAACAUCUAUACGCCAACAUAAAUCAUGAAGAAAAGCAUAUUUGUUUUAAUUUUGCCCGUGAAUCGUUUUCUUUUCGGUAAACCACAAGACUAGUUUUAAACGAAGCUACAUUAAAACGAAUGUGACGGAAGCUGUUAAACGUGUGGCAAAAACAAACAAGAAAAUAUCAUGUCACACGAUAACUACGUCUUACCACGAGACGAACGCAAACGAGUAUGCCCGGGACUGAAUACAACGUCAGUCUACACUGCGGCGGCGGCGGCGGCGGCGCCACACACACUCUGCGACGAUGACUCUUUCAAUGGCUGCUAGACAGUUUGAUGCCAGAACUAUCAGCACAUGGUUAAUGAGCGCCUACCUCUGUCUGACCUUAGCAUCUGGCCAGCCGAAGGUCAUCAACGUCGGGGUGAUGGUGCCGUUCUCCGGACACCGCCCCUGGGUACUGCACAAAACUCGACCGGCACUGGAGGUGGCUAUGCUGUUUGUGAACAGCAGGAGCGAUCUACUACCGCGGAACUACACACUCUGCCUGCUGUUCCGGGACUCCAAAGGAUCUGUGAUUGACGCGCACCUGGCUGCCUUGGAACUGCACAGCCAGAGGCAGGUUCACCUCUUCAUCGGAGCCGUCAACGCCCACGUCGUUGCCCAGGUGGCGAUGUUUUCCGGUCGGUGGGGGGUGCCCGUCAUCAGCGCCACCCCUUUCCUGGACGCGUUUUACGACAGACGCGACUUCGCUGUCCUGACGAGGAUCAUGGGGUCGUACGGGAAGGUGGGCGAGUUCGUCGUCAGGCUCCUGGAACACUUCAAGUGGAAGGUCGUGUCGCUGUUCUACAGUCACGAGAGAGGCGCUUUUCUCCCCAACAGGACUCGGUGCCACUUCACGCUGUUCGCAGUGCACGUGGCCCUGAAGACGGCCUUCAAACAGAACCCAGUGCACGCGCUAGACUGUGAUGACGUCACCGAAGACUUCACGGAGCACCUCAGGGAGGCGUCGAGACACUCCAGAAUUAUGCUCCUGUGUACGUGCCCUGACUCGCUGCGAGAGAUCAUGAUAAAAGCCCAUGAACUGAAUUUCGACAAUGGAGAAUACGUGUUCGUCAAUAUAAACGUGGGGAGCACGAAUGACAGCGCACGGCCGUGGUAUCGUGCUAAUGAUACAGAUGUAAGAAACCAGAAGGCGAGACAGGGUUACGAGGCGCUGCUGACCAUAACUGUGCGGAAACCCAAGGGUCCCGAGUACUACACGUUCACGGAGGAAGUGAGAAGGAUGGCGAUUCACCUGUACGAAAACCAAGCUUACGGUGAGGAAGAGGUGAACGUGUUCGCCGUGGCGUUCUACGAAGCGCUCAUCCUGUACGCCAUCGCUCUGAACGAGACCCUGGCUGCAGGCGGCUCGGCUAGUGACGCCGCCGCCAUUACCGGCAGAAUGUGGAAUCGGACAUUCAUGGGAGUAACUGGAACUGUUAGUAUUGACCCAUAUGGUGACAGAAACCCGGAUUACUCGUUGUGGGAUCUCAAUCCAGCCACGGACCAGUUUGAGGUAGUCGCCAACUAUUUCGGGCACAGGAAGCAAUACGAGCCGGUACCCGGCCGACCGAUAGACUGGGGCGGUGGCCGCACGUCCGCACCGGACGACAACCCAAUGUGUGGGUAUGACGGAUCCGACUGUCCAACCAAAGACCUAUUUCCUGCAUACGGCAUCGUUAUUCUAGUCAGUGCCAUCGUGCUACUGAUCUUCAUUGUGAUACUGAUCAUCGUAUACAAGUGGAAAGACCGUGUGUGCUGGAUGAAUGUAAAUCCCUUCCUGUACAAUCUUUACACCAAUCAAAAUCGAGAUUUGAGGCUGACCGCGGAGCUUGCUCAGAUGACGUGGCUGGUGGACUGGUGGGACAUCUUGUUCGGGGAAAACAGGAAGAAGCCGUUCCAUAGAAGAUCUUCCACAGUAAGUUCGUUGUCGGUGGAUACGAUGUUAGGGCACAUGGAUUUUCUGGGAAACAAACAGGUGUUCACAAAAGUAGGAUCCUACAACGGUGUGAUAGUGUGCAUUAAACCAUUCCACAAUCCUGAUCUCGUAGUUGAUAGGGAAGUGCUUCUGGAAGUAAAACACGUAAAAGAUCUACACCAUGACCAUAUCAUUCGAUUUAUCGGCGCGUGUAUCGAGGUGCCGAACCAGUGUAUUUUAUCGGAGUACUGUAAGAAGGGAAGCCUACAAGAUGUGUUGGAAUCUGAUGAGAUUACGCUGGACUGGAUGUUCCGCUAUUCUAUAAUGCAGGACAUCGCCAGAGGCAUGGCCUAUCUACACACCAGUGAAAUAAAGAGUCAUGGAAGAUUAAAAAGUACAAAUUGUGUCAUCGACAGCAGAUUUGUGGUUAAAAUUACUGACUUUGGACUUCAUCGGCUAAGAGAUUCGCCAGAAAUUAUGGACCAUAAUUCAUUUGCAUACCACGAAAGUAAGCUGUGGACAGCUCCAGAGUUACUUCGUAGUUACGACCGACUCCCAGAAGGAACCAAGAAAGGAGACGUCUACAGUUUCGCCAUCAUCUGUCAGGAGAUCGUCUACAGAGAAGGAGUCUUCUAUCUGAGCAAUCUACGUAUGAGUCCCAAUGAGAAAGUCGAGAGGGUGAUUGAACGCGUGGGCUCGGCGUUUCGUCCCACUCUGAAUACCGGAGAUUGCCCAAGCGUGGAGUUGGCGGAGAUGAUAUGCAGCUGUUGGGAGGAGGACCCAAAGGACAGGCCUGGCUUCUACACCCUCAAGUCCAUCAUCAGGAAACUCAACAAAGAAGGCGAUAAGGGGAAUAUCCUGGAUAACCUGCUAUCAAGGAUGGAGCAGUAUGCUAACAACCUUGAGGAGUUGGUAGAUGAACGGACAGAGGACUACCUGGAACAGAAAAAGAGGGCAGAGGAUUUGCUGUGUUCCAUGCUACCCAAGUCAGUUGCCUACCAGCUAAUACGUGGAGAGACGGUGACAGCGGAGACGUUUGAAAGCGUCACCAUCUUCUUCAGCGACAUCUGUGGCUUCACGGAGAUGUCGGCGAAGAGCACGCCCAUGCAGAUUGUCGACUUUCUGAACGACCUAUACACGCUGUUUGACUCCACAAUUGAGCAUUACGAUGUUUACAAGGUGGAGACGAUAGGUGAUGCCUACAUGGUCGUGUCAGGCAUGCCGGUUAAAAACGGAAAUCUACACGUCAGAGAAAUUUCCCGGAUGUCGCUAGCCCUGCUCGAGAGAGUGCACAAAUUUCAUAUCAGACAUCGUCCAGGGGAACAGUUGAAGAUACGAAUAGGACUGCAUACAGGAGGAGUUUGCGCUGGUGUCGUGGGAAUGAAGAUGCCGAGGUACUGUUUGUUUGGUGACACGGUGAACACAGCGUCCCGCAUGGAAUCUCAUGGACACCCUUUAAAGAUCCAUAUCAGUCCUGACACGAAGUCGAUUCUAGAUUUGUUUGGCUCGUUCAUCGUCAAACCGAGAGGAACAGUCGAAAUCAAGGGUAAAGGUCCAAUGGCAACGUACUGGCUUGUUGGAGAGGAUGGUCUUAAAGGUCCAUCAUGGACAGUACAACAACAAAGACAUUUACUGAAUAGUUGAUUUUAAAAACAGAAAAAAACGAUCGCCAAUAUUAUGGCAACCUCCUCGAUUAUUGGAGAGUAUGAAUUUAGGUAUCUACCACAAUUAUGACAACCUACACGCUAGAAAGUGUGGAGUUUAAUAACAUACACCGACAUUAUGACGUUGAAAAACUGUGGCCGGAUAUUAUGGAGGAGUAUUCGUCACUGCACCAUUAUUUAAAGUGGUUAUUUAACAACAAAACCAAUAUCCGAACCAGGCAUGUUUUAGAAUCUCUCCCUUUCCUGACACAUUGUUUGGUAGUAGACAAGGCGUUAGGAUUAAGUCAAUACAAACUGGACAAAGUAUUGACUUAAAAAGUAGUGUACAUAAUAACGUUAGUAUCUGGGCCCGUGCUUAUAAAACUUAAAUUCUAGACUUUAAUAAAGUCCAGACUUUAACGUAAUGCUAUUUGAAUGGCGUUGUCAUGCCGUUAAAGUCUGGACGUUAUUGAAGUCUAGACUUUACAGUUUAUAAGCACAGGACCUGGCCCCGUGCUUAUAAAACUUAAAAGUCUGGACUUUAUUAAAGUCUAGACUUUAAGGUUUAUAAGCACGGGGCCUGGUGUUCUGGUCUGGUGCGUAUAAAACUUUCAGAGUCUAAGACUCAAGACUCUAAUAGAGUCUGAGACACUAAUGUCAUGACAACGUCAUACAAAUUGCAUGCGUGUGACGUCAUUUGAGAUUGAGUCUGGACUAAAGGUUUUAUAGGCACGGCCCUGAUACCACAGAAACUGGAUACCAACUGUACGUCAACUGGACUCUAAGACUAGUGCAGUUGUGUUGGCGUCUAGACUAGAAACCCAUAAACGUGGAUAUAGUUUGUCUCUACCUUAUUAUUAUUAGAAUUUAAAACCAAACAAGUAGAUUUGAGAUUAAUUUUAAACGCGAACUGAGAUUGACUUCAGUGUUUGAUCUGUGCAUACCAUAAUACUUUUUCUGUAAAGCUGUGAAGACGGACAGAUUACGAAAUAUGCCCAGAAGGUUAGUGAAACUGAACUGAUAAUAAGUAUGGCAUAUGGACAAAACCAGUUUUAUCUGACAUUCCUUAUUUAUAAACUGCAUACUAUUGGAUUGUGCUACAGAUAAUGGGAUAUGUAUAGUAGAUACGAUUUGUAGAUACAUUUAGCUUUUAUAGUUUUGUGUGUGAUAAAAUAAUUUGUGACAUAAAAUGACAACACCAUUGGG
Gigantopelta aegis is the source of this 5495-nucleotide messenger RNA. Its product is annotated as atrial natriuretic peptide receptor 1-like. Gene Ontology annotation, molecular function: protein kinase activity; peptide receptor activity; guanylate cyclase activity. The transcript is spliced from 24 exons. Lineage: Eukaryota; Metazoa; Mollusca; Gastropoda; Neomphalida; Peltospiridae. The record is from RefSeq and is a predicted model, not a curated record. Gene Ontology annotation, biological process: protein phosphorylation; receptor guanylyl cyclase signaling pathway; cGMP biosynthetic process. The coding region runs from base 994 to 4290 and encodes 1098 amino acids. Gene Ontology annotation, cellular component: membrane.